Messenger RNA from Alligator sinensis (Chinese alligator), 1150 nucleotides. It is a transcript of the gene APH1A, whose product is annotated as aph-1 homolog A, gamma-secretase subunit. Gene Ontology annotation, molecular function: protein-macromolecule adaptor activity. Lineage: Eukaryota; Metazoa; Chordata; Crocodylia; Alligatoridae. The transcript is spliced from 7 exons. The record is from RefSeq and is a predicted model, not a curated record. Gene Ontology annotation, cellular component: membrane; gamma-secretase complex; endoplasmic reticulum. The coding region runs from base 52 to 927 and encodes 291 amino acids. Gene Ontology annotation, biological process: Notch receptor processing; Notch signaling pathway; protein processing.
GGCUUCCGUAGCCGGGGGAGCGUUUUCUCCGGGGCGGUGGCGCCGGGCGCCAUGGGGGCGGCUGUGUUCUUCGGCUGUACUUUUAUUGCCUUCGGGCCCGCCUUCGCCCUCUUCCUGCUCACCGUGGCCGUCGACCCGCUCAGGGUCAUCAUCCUGGUGGCGGGGGCAUUUUUCUGGCUUGUCUCCUUGCUCCUGGCCUCCCUGAUCUGGUUCAUUUCAGUGCAUCUCAGUGAUCCAGAGGACUCCAAGCUGCAGUACGGCCUGCUGGUCUUUGGGGCUGCUGUGUCAGUUCUGCUACAGGAGGCAUUCAGAUUUGCCUAUUUCAAGCUGCUCAAAAAGGCGGAUGAAGGCUUGGCUAUGAUCAGCGAGGACGGACGCUCCCCCAUCUCCCUCAAGCAGAUGGCCUAUGUGUCGGGUCUGUCCUUCGGGAUCAUCAGUGGUGUCUUCUCAGUCAUUAACAUUCUGGCGGACUCCAUAGGCCCAGGCAUCAUCGGGAUCCAUGGGGACUCACCGUACUACUUCAUCACUUCUGCCUUCCUGACCAUGGCAGUGGUCUUUCUGCAUACCUUCUGGGGUGUGAUUUUCUUCGAUGCCUGUGAAAAGCGCCGGUUCUGGUCCCUGGGUCUGGUGGUUGCCAGUCACCUCAUCACAUCCGGGCUGACGUUCUUGAACCCCUGGUACGAAGCCAGCCUCGUGCCCAUCUACAUCAUCACCGUCUCCACGGGCAUCUGGGCCUUCUUCACAGCCGGCGGUUCCCUCCGCACCAUCCUCCUGUGCCUCCCCUGUAAGGACCCAUCAGCCUCCUCCCAGGCGGGUGAUGUGCCGGGGAGCUUGGGGGGCAGGUGGAAACCCUCAUUACAAGGUAAGGAGGAAGAGAACAGCCGCGUGAUGGUGUACUCAGCGCUGCAGGUCCCCGUCGAGGACUAAGUGUCCUGUUCCGCUUGGACUCCUGCCUGCUGGAAACGCCUGCUAACACCUCAAGUGCCCUGCUCCCGGUGGUGGGGAGCAGCUGCAGCAAGGAAGGGGCUGCCAGGGUCCCGCAGUGCCCUGCUGGCUCCACACUGGAUCCCUGGAGCUAUAGUGUACCCAGGGAAACAGAGCCUAAGCCUUUGGCCCAGAGGCUCCCUGAUAACACUGGUGCUGCUACGGA